CUCAUCGCCCCGAAGGCAAGAUCCCGAAGAAAAGCGAGGACGGUGAAAAUGGUGAGAGCGAGCCGCCGCCUCCUAAAAGACGCAGCCAACAUCGGCAAGGCGUUCUCCGACUUCUUGGCCUGCCCGCUCUCAAAGCAGCCUUUGAGGCAUUGCGAAGACUCCCAGUCGCGGAUCAGCGAAACAAUUGGGGUAUCCUUUCCCAUAAUUGAUGGAAUCCCUUGUUUGGUGCCCAAGGAUGGUAAGUUGCUUGAGGACCAAAACAAAUCACAGGUUGAAAAUGGUGCUGAUCCAUCUAGUGGGAACAGCGAAAGGGAUCUUCUCUUGGCAGUUAAUAUCUGGGUUACAGGUCUAAUAUGAAUGCAAACAGAUGGGCCAUGCUAUCAACGAGAUUGCUUCAUUUUAAGUUCCAAAAGGGAGAAGAAAAGGAAACAAGAUGCUAUUCUACAUUACCCUACGUGGUGAGUGCAGAUGUAAAUGGGUUGAUAUGAUUUCAGGACAUCAGAGAGGGAGUUCCAGGUUUUUGUGGUUGGUGGUUGGAGUCAUUAGUGCGUGUUUCUUUUGUCAAUUAGAAUUUCAUAGCCACGAAAGGUUCUGAUGAAAUUAGUUGUCGUUGGGGUGCAAUGUAAAGGUGUCAAUAGUAUUACCUGGAUACCUCUAGUUCUUUUGUGUCAACAAUUUGGGAUGCCUGGCAUGAUACAGCGUUCGCCUCUUCUUACCACACUGAAAAUGGAGUUUCCCACUCCAUCACCUAGAAGCGUGCGCUUGUAGCUUUUGGAGUAUUUUGCUAAAUGACAUGAUCUUCAAAUUUUCAAUAAAACAAAGUAUAUGAAGUGCUGAAACACAAAUAGUCUAUUGUGACAAGGCACAGUUUUAUUUACCACAACAAGAACACUUUUUAUACUUCUAUUAGGGAAAUUGUUUUCUUAUUUUUCACAUAUAUUUUUUAUUAUUUGUAUCAUGCAAGUGUCUUUGCCUCGUUGAAGUGUCGGAUGCUUUGGCACACUUGGCACCCAUGCCAAACUUUAUGAUGGUGAGGAUUGGAGCAUGUUUUUCUACUUUGAUUAGAUCAUUUAGCUCAUUUGUGUCAAGGGAUGCAUCCUAGCUAGAAGUAAAUAAAAGAUAAGGUUGUUGUGGUUAGUUCUUACUCAGGUUCUGUUCUUACCUAGUAAACUUGAUGGGCUUUUCCUUCUGCUUUAGAUCUGUUUUUUCAUAUGAUAAUAAUUUUCUCCUCUUGUUCCUUGCAUUUUCUUGUUCUUAUGCUUAUGUAUCAUGCUUUCCUAUUGAUAGAUACCUUUCCAUUUUCUUUCUCUCCUGCCAAUCUAUCGUUAUUCUUCUCAAGAAGACCUGUAGUUGCAUGGUAGUUCACUUAUUUGUUGUCCUUCUGUUAGUUUUCUUAUCUAUCUGCGCAUACCUAUCUGAGAUCCUUGAGUAUCUGAUUUGGAACUCUUUCAGCCUCAGAAAAGAGUUAAAUGUCAUGAUCGCCGAUCUGCCUGUUGUUGUUACCUUACACCCUACCAGUUGUCGUUACCCAUUCUGGUCAUUUAGUCCAGAUCGACUAGCUGCUGCUUUACUUUCAUACUAUUCAGAUGUGAAAAUCCUUUUUAUAUAUAGAAAUCUCGCCAUAUUAUCUCAGCCGGUCUAAAGUGAUUAAAUCCUAGAUUAUAUUGAUCGGUGUUUUUCAAUAUGUUUUAUUUUCUUAAUUAAACUUUCUUUAGCCAAUAAGUUUUGAAAUUAAUAUUUAAACAUAGUUCUUAUCUCAAGUUUAUCAUUAUCGACUGAGAUCUUGGAAAAUCUUGACCACCUCCGUAUUUCUCUAUUUGCCAUAUCGGCCGAGAUGAGGCGAAUCUUGGUUCAUCCUGGUCUUGGCCGGUCACUGAGAUGAUAUAUCGAGGUCUAAAAACCUUGUUGUAGUAGAUUGAUAGCCUAACUGCUCACUUUUUAUUGGAUGCCCCUAUUUGUAUAACCUUUGAUAUCUAUUCUUUCUCCAAUGUCUUUGCACGGCAGCUCGGGUUGUGUGUGACCUCCAUGUUUUUGAUCUCCUCUUUUCUCCCAUCCUGCAUGUUUUUUAAUUUAUUUUUCAUUUAUUCAGUUAAAUCUGAACAGGUAAUUCUAGUAUUCCUUUAGUUAGGACUCAAAUGUGCCGUAUCUAAUUUUAUCCCACUGCUUCCUAGGCUUGUUUGAGAUUUUAAUAACAGUAUUGAAUCUCAAGGUGUUAGCAUAAAAAAUGACAGCUUUCAUGAGUAGGCCUAGCUGCUUUAUUUAAAUCUCUCCAAUCUUAGUUUCAAAGAAAAGGUUCUUCAGUGUAGGUGUAAUUUCCUGAUUCACCUUUAUUUGUUCCAACCAACCUUGUAAUCUAAGAAAAUUCUCCUGAAUAAAUAGACCCCUUUAACAUACUUGUAACACUCUCAUUAAAGGGUUAUCUUUAUAACACAUAUCGUUAUGAUAUCUCUAGCACUCAUGAGCCUUUAU
Molecule: messenger RNA, 2469 nt
Organism: Phoenix dactylifera (date palm)
Lineage: Eukaryota; Viridiplantae; Streptophyta; Magnoliopsida; Arecales; Arecaceae
Source: RefSeq, a predicted model, not a curated record